CUCUCUCUCUCUCUCUCUCUAUGUCUCUCAGUCGUUUCUGUAACCGCCAUCAUUCCGUGCUGUAAGGCCGACAUGUCUUCCAACGGAGACAUCAGCGACCUGGGGAGCUCUGACAGCUUCUGGGAGCCGGGGAACUACAAGAGGACGGUGAAGAGAAUCGACGACGGCCACCGGCUGUGUAACGAGCUGGUCAGCUGCUUCCAGGAGAGAGCGAAGAUCGAGAAGAGCUACGCUCUGCAGCUGAGCGACUGGGCCAAGAGGUGGAGGGGCGUCGUGGAGAAAGGGCCUCAGUAUGGCACGCUGGAGAAGGCGUGGCACGCCUUCAUGCAGGCGGCUGAUCGGCUCAGCGAGCUGCACCUGGACCUGCGGCAGCGGCUGGCGAGCGAGGACAGCGAGAAGGUGCGCGACUGGCAGAAGGACGCCUUCCACAAGCAGAUGAUGGGAGGCUUCAGGGAAACAAAGGACGCAGACGACGGCUUCCGCAAAGCCCAGAAACCCUGGGUCCGCAAACUGAAAGAGGUGGAGUCCAGUAAGAAGAGCUACCAUCAGGCCAGGAAGGAGGAGUGGACGGCGUCAACCAGGGAAACACACGCCAAGGCCGACCCGACCAAGUCUCAAGAGGAAGUCCGCAAAUACACGACCCGGGUGGAGCGCUGCAACCAGGAGGCCGAGAAAGUGAAGGAGCGCUACCAGAAGGCCCUGGAGGAGCUGAACCGAUGUAACCCUCGAUACAUGGAGGACAUGGAGCAGGUGUUCGACCUCACCCAGGAGGCUGAGCGCAACAGGCUGCGUUUCUUUAAAGACGUCCUGCUGGACAUCCACACACACCUCGACCUGUCCGCCCGAGAGGGGUUCAAGGUUCUGUACCAGGACCUGGGUCAAACCAUCCGAGCAGCCAACGACACCGAGGACCUCAGAUGGUGGAGGAACACACACGGACCGGGCAUGAGCAUGAACUGGCCUCAGUUUGAGGUGUGGACA
This is a messenger RNA of Paralichthys olivaceus (Japanese flounder), 981 nucleotides long. The record is from RefSeq and is a predicted model, not a curated record. NCBI's taxonomy places the organism in Eukaryota, Metazoa, Chordata, Actinopteri, Pleuronectiformes, Paralichthyidae.